Molecule: messenger RNA, 1872 nt
Organism: Rattus norvegicus (Norway rat)
Lineage: Eukaryota; Metazoa; Chordata; Mammalia; Rodentia; Muridae
Source: RefSeq, a predicted model, not a curated record
AUGGCUCAGAGUGACUUCCUCUACCCACAAAACCCAAGGAGGCGACAGGAAGUGAACCGCCUUCACCAGCAGCUGCUGGACUGCUUGUCUGACUGCUUCCAGGUCACCAACAAGCUCACAGGCCUUCUGAAUGCCCACCUGGGUUGCAGGCUGGCCUUCAUUGAAAUGAGAAGUGACGCAACCAUCAAAAGAAACUGUGACCUCAUCAUCCAAGCCGUGACAAAAAUCCAGAAGGAGCUGCAAAAGGUUGACGAGGCACUGAAAGACAAACUCGAGCCAACCCUUUAUAGGAAGCUUCGGGAUAUUAAGGAAAGGGAAACAGAGAAGAUAGCCAUCGUGCAGAAGGUCAUUUCUGUCAUCCUGGGAGAAGCUACAGCUGCAGCCAGUGCAGUGGCUGUCAAACUGGUGGGCUCAAAUGUCACAACGGGUAUAAUUAGCAAGCUGGCCUCUGUGCUGACUCACAUCGGGACUUCUAUCCUCGGGAGCAUCGGAGUAGCCGUGCUCAGCCUCGGGAUAGACAUGGUCGUUCAAGCCAUCUUGGGAGCAGUGGAGAGGACGCAGCUUCAAUCAGCCAUCCAAAGUUACGAGAAGCAUCUGACUGAGUUCAAGGCCGCCUCAGAGAAGUACCAUCAUGCUAUCGCUGAGGUCACCGAUGCUGUGAAGCGCCAGUUAAGGUGAACACUCAGGCGUCUACGCUGGGAUGGCCCUGCGCUUCUCUCUUUGGCGCCGUGCUAACGUCUUUAAUUUUCCAGAUGUCUCCAGCAAUGUGGACACAGAUAAACAAUGUGGCAUGCUUGGGUGUUAGGACAACGAGUGCCCAAACCAGCUGUGUUGGACCGUCAUGGGAUAACGCUCUAUCCGGGUCUUACCCUGCUGUCAGAACCACUGGGGUGUAAAGGCAUCAUAGAACAGCAAGGCACUGCCUAUUGCUUCCUCAUUGCCAAACAUUCCUGCUAAAUGGAGAGGCCGUUCCCAUUCCCUGUUUCAAACAUCACUUAUGUCUAAUAAAUCAUUCUUAAUAACAUUGGACUAGACACAGACCUGUGGUCUUCAAGUAAAAUAGACAUCCUUCCGUUAUUUUUACCACCGGAUUAAAUUCAAUUGUCUGUAAUCUGAACCGAUGGCAAAACCACAAAAACAACAUGUUCUUCAGGAAUGAAAGGAAGCAAUGCCCCUGUGAGGUUCUACUCAACACAACAUGUGUCUGGAUGCAUCUGGGAAAGGAUCAGAUAAUAGAAAUUGUGUCUAUAAUGCAGUUAAUAUUGAUCUAUCUGUCAUCUAUCACUUCAGCAGGCAAACUCUCGAAUAUCUUAAUAAACAAUAAAUAAAGCGGAGUGACCCCUGCAUAAAAUAUGUUAGAGUGAGGAAAAAGACUCACUCCCCAAUAAGAAUUCAUUGGUUAAAGAAAGUAUGUAUUUUCAAUUUUUCAGGGGGAUAAGUUCAUUUUCAAUACCACCAGGAAGUGGCAGCUCCCUCUGCCCCAUAAAGCAUUAACAGACCUAUGUUAAUUUUCACCUGAAAUCAGAAAAAGUCAAAAGCUAUGGAGGCCAAUUGAUCUAACUUAAUUUCUGUAGAUGCAGCAUUUGUUUUCUAAACCCUUCAUCUAAGUGUUCUCAUUGAGCCAUUUUUUAGAGUUUACUUUGAAAGUCAUAUUAUGUAACAAUGCCGAGAAUGUCUUUGUUAUAGCUCUUUUGUUUUUGAAGCACAAAAAUAAUCAUUGGAAGAAAAUACUCAGUAUAUCUUUAAAAAAAAACAACUCUUACAGAUGAAAAAUUGUAACUAGCCCUAUGACUUUUCCAAAUAUAUUAAUAUCUUGUUAUCACUGCUUUUAUAAAUUAGUUUCAAAAUAUCACAAUUUGGGUCAUCUUCAAA